Messenger RNA from Archocentrus centrarchus (flier cichlid), 1727 nucleotides. RefSeq names its product wingless-type MMTV integration site family, member 8b (gene wnt8b). Gene Ontology annotation, biological process: canonical Wnt signaling pathway; neuron differentiation; cell fate commitment. Gene Ontology annotation, cellular component: extracellular region. Gene Ontology annotation, molecular function: cytokine activity; frizzled binding. The record is from RefSeq and is a predicted model, not a curated record. The transcript has 6 exons. Bases 110 to 1192 code for a protein of 360 amino acids. NCBI's taxonomy places the organism in Eukaryota, Metazoa, Chordata, Actinopteri, Cichliformes, Cichlidae.
UGGAAGCCCUGGUGAAGUUUCAUGUGCUGGUAGCUCAGUUUCCUCUCCAUCUUUACGCCGUGUGCAGCUUUGGACGAGUUGCCGUCUCUUCCCCCCCUCACCUGUCAGCAUGUUCAUGCAUUGGGAGGUUUUUUAUUACGUUUUCAUUCUCCUGGCUCACAUGAGGUCCACCUGCUGCUGGUCAGUGAAUAAUUUCUUGAUGACUGGACCCAAGGCGUACCUGAUCUACUCCAGCAGCGUGGCAGCAGGAGCUCAGAGUGGCAUAGAGGAGUGUAAAUACCAGUUUGCAUGGGACCGCUGGAACUGCCCCGAGCGAGCUCUGCAGCUGUCCACACACAGCAGCCUGCGCAGUGCAAACCGAGAGGCCGCGUUUGUCCACGCCAUCAGCUCUGCUGGGGUUAUGUACACCCUAACCAGGAACUGCAGUCUUGGAGACUUUGAUAACUGCGGCUGUGAUGACAGCAGGAAUGGACAGCGGGGUGGUCAUGGUUGGCUCUGGGGUGGCUGCAGUGACAAUGUUGGCUUUGGUGAAGCCAUCUCCAAACAGUUUGUCGAUGCCUUGGAGACUGGGCAGGAUGCACGGGCGGCCAUGAAUCUCCAUAACAAUGAGGCUGGGCGCAAGGCUGUGAAGGGAACCAUGCAGAGGACAUGCAAGUGCCAUGGCGUGUCAGGAAGCUGCACAACUCAGACCUGCUGGCUGCAGCUGCCAGAGUUCAGAGAGGUGGGGAACUACUUGAAGGAGAAGUACCACAGGGCGCUGAAAGUAGAUCUUCUGAGAGGAGCGGGUAACAGUGCAGCCAGCAGAGGGGCCAUCGCCGAGACCUUUAACUCCAUCUCUCGUAAGGAGCUGGUCCACCUUGAGGACUCCCCCGAUUACUGCCUGGAAAAUCGCACUCUGGGUUUGCCAGGCACUGAAGGCCGUGAGUGCCUAAAGAAAGGCAAGAACUUGAGCAAAUGGGAGAAGCGAAGCUGCAAGAGGCUGUGCGGAGAGUGCGGCCUGGCUGUGGAGGAGCGUAAAGCUGAGAUGGUGUCGAGCUGUAAUUGUAAAUUUCACUGGUGCUGUGCAGUGAAGUGUGAGCAGUGCAGAAAGACAGUGACCAAGUACUUCUGUGUGAAAAAAGGAGGUCAGAGGGGAAGGAAUGAGAGCGCCAGUAGUCGCAGGAAGAACCUCAGACUGAGGAAGAAGCACUGAGCGCCUGACUUCUUCACGUGCCGUUGUAAUAUUCAUACCCCUGCAGCUCCUGUCAGCAUGCAGAGUCUGCAUUCUUUUUCAGAUAGUGUGUGUUUUUGGACAAAAAUAUGAUUUCAGACCAUCUUCAGUGUCCACAGUGUUUUAAAAGUAAGCAGUGGGAUGUGUACAAAGCCACAAGAUGGAGGAAAUGAGAAGGGUUUUUACAAAUUUAUAGAUUGUUUGGAAUAAAUGUAUUUAAUACAUUUUAAAAAAAAUAUAUUUUUUACAACAUCUUGAGAAGUCACUGUGCAUUUGAAGAGUUUUCUCAGUUUUCAAUACUCUCCACAACUUGAUGUAUUUAUUUCCAUGCACACAUUCGAUCUUGAAAGUUGAAUGGUCGAUCUGGCUAUUGUGCAGUGGCACAAAUAAUUAUUACUCUUUAUAUAUAUCACUUAUAACUGUCAAGUUUUGAAUGUUUUUCCCCUGUUAUCUGGCUUGUCAUGACCUUUGCUCCCCCUCUUUAUGUAUUUAAUUGUACAUAAAAUGAAGCACUUUG